UCACUUCCCAUGCGUUCGUUCGCACUGGCCGAAUAUGCCGUUGUGCUCCCUACGGCCUGACCCCUAUUUAAGAUCCGAUCUCUCUCCCCCUCCUCUUCCUUCCCCUCUGUGUGUGUGUGAGAGAGAGAGAGAGAGAGAGAGAGAGAGAGAUUUCUCUCUCAUUUGUCACCUUCAGUCCUCCGACCAACUCCUCUUCCUCUGUCUCGUCCCCUCCGCGGCCGCCUCACCCGACGACCGAGACCAAAGCUGCAGAAGGGACACAGAAGAUGGGAGGGAGCGGCGGCGGAGAAGUGAGGAGAAGGGGAUGCGGGUGCUCCAAGGACGACUUCCUCCCCGAGGAGUCGUUCAAGAGCUUCGGCAGCUACCUCAGUGCCCUCAAGGACACCCCGGCCCGCCUCAAGGACCGCGUCCUCUCCCGGUCCCUCGACUCCCGGGAGCUCCAUGAGGUCAAGGCCCAGAGCCAGCACGAGAUGAAGAAGACCCUCAACUGGUGGGACCUCAUGUGGUUCGGCAUUGGGGCUGUCAUCGGCGCUGGUAUCUUCGUGCUCACAGGCCUCGAGGCCAAGGAACACGCGGGACCUGCCGUCGUGCUGUCCUAUGUCGUGUCGGGCGUUUCCGCCCUGCUCUCGGUCUUCUGCUACACGGAGUUUGCCGUGGAAAUUCCCGUUGCAGGUGGAUCAUUUGCUUACCUGAGGGUGGAGCUUGGAGAUUUCAUGGCCUUCAUAGCCGCUGGGAACAUCCUGCUGGAGUACGUGAUCGGCGGGGCCGCCGUGUCCCGGUCGUGGACGUCCUACUUGGCGACCCUUCUCAACCAUGAGCCCAGUGACUUCCGCAUAAAUGUUGACAGCCUCCCCAAGGACUACAGCGAACUUGACCCGAUUGCCGUCGGCGUCUGCGCGGCCAUAUGCGUCUUGGCCGUCCUCAGCACCAAGGGCUCCUCCCGUCUCAACUAUGUGGCCUCCGUCGUGCACAUUGCCGUCAUCCUCUUCAUUAUCAUUGCUGGCCUCUGCAAAGCUGACCCGAAGAACUACACCACGUUCGCUCCCAACGGCCCACGGGGCAUCUUCCAAGCGUCUGCCGUCCUCUUCUUUGCUUACGUCGGGUUCGAUGCCGUGUCCACGAUGGCUGAGGAGACCAAGAACCCGGCCAAGGACAUCCCCAUUGGCCUCGUUGGGUCGAUGGUCAUCACCACCACCUGCUACUGCCUUAUGGCGGUGACUCUCUGCCUGAUGCAGCCAUACAAAACCAUCGACGAGAAUGCUCCAUUCUCGGUGGCAUUCGAGAAGGUCGGGUGGAGCUGGGCCAAGUACAUUGUGGCUGCAGGGGCGCUCAAGGGGAUGACCACCGUGCUGCUCGUGGGCGCCGUGGGCCAGGCUCGCUACCUGACCCACAUUGCCCGGACCCACAUGAUGCCGCCCUGGUUUGCCAAGGUGAGCGGCAAGACUGGGACUCCGGUGAAUGCCACCGUCACUAUGCUCUUCGUUACCGCAGUCAUCGCCUUCUUCACGAAACUCGAGAUCCUGUCGAACCUCCUAUCCAUCUCCACCCUCUUCAUCUUCAUGCUCGUCGCUGUCGCCCUCCUCGUGCGCCGCUACUACGUCACGGGAGAGACCUCAGCCUCGGACCGCAACAAGCUCAUCACUUGCCUUGUACUCAUCAUCGGGUCAUCCAUUGGCACUGCCGCUUACUGGGGCAUCGGUGGGACUGGCUGGGUCGGUUAUGCCGUCACAAUCCCGAUCUGGCUCAUAGCCACGGUGUGCCUGCAUGUGUUUGUCCCACAUGCUCGUAAACCCAAGCUCUGGGGGGUCCCACUGGUCCCGUGGCUGCCCUCGGUCUCAAUCGCCGUCAACAUCUUCCUCCUCGGGUCGAUUGACAGGCAUUCGUUCGAGAGGUUCGGGGUGUGGACUGGCUUACUCCUGGUGUACUACCUCUUGUUUGGGCUGCACGCAACGUAUGACACCGCGAAGGAAGCAGACGCAAACCGAGAAAAGGCAAAGAUCGGCCACAUCGAAGAGGGGACGAUGUGAGUUCUGCCAUAAUUGGGGGCCAUCACUAGUUUCAGCAAAUAUGUACAUAUCUCAGCAGGCAACCAGGAAUAUCAGGAAAACCGUCUACAACAUUCGAAAUUGGUAGUUUGCCCGACUCAUGUGGUACGUUUAUUU
Messenger RNA from Punica granatum (pomegranate), 2162 nucleotides. Lineage: Eukaryota; Viridiplantae; Streptophyta; Magnoliopsida; Myrtales; Lythraceae. The record is from RefSeq and is a predicted model, not a curated record.